CCGCCCGCUCCUGGUUACCACGGCAACCGCGCGGAACCGCAGUCAGCUCCGCUGUUGCACUGACUUCUCCAGCCCAGGCUGAGAUGCAGUGGUGAUCACUGACAGACAGAGGCAGAUCCCGGAGCCCCAUCCCUUCCUCCCCGAGCCGACCGUGACCCUCCGGAUCCCGAGGCAACUGGGAAGAAGGAACAAGGGGGGAAGGGGUGUACCCUGGAGCCCCCAUGCUGACCUCCGGCGGGUUCCACCUGCAAGGCAGAGCGGGGCGGCCAGGCGCUGAGAACCGUACAGCCAUUGCAGCUGCACCUGUGCACCAGGACUCCUCGGGAGCAGGGACUCGCCGCUGAUGGAGAUGAAGGCCUGACUGGUUAAGGUGACAGCGUUGGGUGGUCAGUAGCCAGCCCACUGCCCCCUCUGUUGAGGGGUGCUGAGAGUCGGGGAGCAUGGAGGAGAGUAAGCAAGAGACGGUGAACCCGGCUCACGUCCUCUUUGACCGGUUCGUCCAGGCUACCACAUGCAAGGGAACGCUCAAGGCCUUCCAAGAACUCUGUGAGCACCUGGAGCUGAAGCCUAAGGACUACCGUUCCUUCUACCACAAGCUCAAGUCCAAACUCAACUACUGGAAAGCCAAAGCCCUCUGGGCAAAGUUGGACAAACGGGGAAGUCACAAAGAUUACAAAAAGGGAAAAGCAUGCACUAACACCAAGUGUCUCAUCAUUGGAGCUGGCCCCUGUGGUCUCCGCACAGCCAUUGACUUGUCUUUAUUGGGAGCCAAGGUCGUUGUUAUUGAGAAGCGAGAUGCCUUUUCCCGCAACAAUGUCCUGCAUCUCUGGCCCUUCACCAUACAUGAUCUACGAGGUCUGGGUGCCAAAAAGUUCUAUGGCAAGUUCUGUGCUGGAGCCAUCGACCAUAUCAGUAUCCGUCAGCUCCAGCUAAUACUUUUAAAAGUAGCUUUGAUCUUGGGCAUUGAAAUCCAUGUCAAUGUGGAAUUCCAAGGACUUGUACAGCCUCCUGAGGACCAAGAGAAUGAACGGAUAGGAUGGCGAGCACUAGUGCAUCCCAAAACUCAUCCUGUGUCUGAGUUUGAAUUUGAAGUGAUCAUCGGUGGAGAUGGCCGUAGGAACACCUUGGAAGGUUUUCGUCGAAAAGAAUUCCGUGGCAAACUAGCAAUUGCCAUUACGGCAAAUUUUAUUAAUCGAAAUACAACUGCAGAAGCCAAAGUGGAAGAGAUUAGUGGCGUGGCCUUUAUAUUCAACCAAAAAUUUUUCCAGGAGCUGCGAGAAGCCACAGGUAUUGACUUGGAGAACAUCGUUUACUACAAAGAUGACACGCACUAUUUCGUUAUGACAGCCAAAAAGCAGAGUUUACUGGACAAAGGGGUGAUACUGCAUGACUACGCCGACACUGAACUCUUGCUUUCCCGGGAGAAUGUGGACCAAGAGGCCCUGCUGAACUACGCCCGGGAGGCAGCAGAUUUCUCCACCCAGCAGCAGUUGCCCUCUCUGGACUUUGCUAUCAACCACUACGGGCAGCCCGACGUGGCCAUGUUUGAUUUCACAUGCAUGUACGCCUCUGAGAACGCUGCCUUGGUACGGGAGCAGAAUGGACAUCGGUUGCUAGUGGCUCUGGUAGGGGACAGCCUCCUAGAGCCUUUCUGGCCAAUGGGAACAGGAAUAGCCCGAGGCUUCCUAGCUGCUAUGGACUCUGCCUGGAUGGUACGAAGUUGGUCUCUGGGAGCCAGCCCCCUGGAAGUCCUGGCAGAGAGGGAAAGCAUUUACAGGUUGCUGCCUCAGACCACCCCUGAGAAUGUGAGCAAAAAUUUCAGCCAAUACAGCAUCAACCCUGUCACUAGGUAUCCCAAUAUUAAUGUCAACUUCCUCCGGCCAAGCCAGGUGUGCCAUUUAUAUGCUACUGGAGAAACAAAAGAUAUUCACCUGGAAAUGGAGAACCUGGUGAAUUCCCGAACUACCCCAAAGUUAACCCGAAAUGAGUCUGUAGCUCGUUCAAGCAAACUGCUGGGUUGGUGCCAAAGGCAGACAGAUGGUUAUGCAGGAGUAAAUGUGACAGAUCUUACCAUGUCUUGGAAAAGUGGCCUGGCCCUAUGUGCAAUUAUCCACAGAUACCGCCCUGAUCUGAUAGACUUUGAUUCUUUGGAUGAGCAGAAUGUGGAGAAGAAUAACCAGCUGGCCUUUGAUAUUGCUGAGAAGGAACUGGGCAUUUCCCCCAUCAUGACAGGCAAAGACAUGGCCUCGGUGGGGGAGCCUGACAAAUUGUCCAUGGUGAUGUACCUGACUCAGUUCUACGAGAUGUUCAAGGACUCACUGUCCUCCAGUGACACCUUGGACCUCCUGAAUGCUGAGGAGAAAGCGGUCUUGCUUGCCAGCACCAAGUCCCCCAUCUCCUUCCUGAGCAAACUCGGGCAGACCAUCUCUCGGAAACGUUCUCCCAAGGAUAAGAAAGAAAAGGACUUGGAUGGAGCUGGAAAGAGGAGAAAGACUAGUCAAUCAGAGGAGGAAGAGGUUUCCAGAGCCUACCGAGGAGAAAGACCGACACUGGUGAGCACUCUGACGGACAGGAGGAUGGAUGUUGCCGCUGGGAACCAAAACAAAGUGAAAUACAUGGCAACCCAGCUACUGGCCAAAUUCGAAGAGAAUGCACCUGCCCAGUCCACUGGCAUCAGGAGGCAGGGCUCCAUGAAGAAGGAGUUCCCGCAGAACCUGGGGGGCAGCGACACUUGCUAUUUCUGCCAGAAGCGGGUCUAUGUGAUGGAGCGGCUUAGUGCCGAGGGCAAGUUCUUCCACCGGAGCUGCUUCAAGUGCGAGUACUGUGCCACCACCCUACGCCUCUCAGCCUAUGCCUAUGACAUCGAGGACGGUAAAUUCUACUGUAAACCACACUACUGUUACCGACUCUCUGGCUACGCACAAAGGAAGAGGCCAGCAGUGGCUUCUCUGCCUGGAAAGGAAGCCAAAGGACCUCUGCAGGAUGGCCCUGCUGCAGAUGCAAAUGGACGGGCCAGCACCGUUGCCAACUCAGCCGAGAGAACUUCAGGUUCCAGCGUGAAUGGCCUGGAGGAGCCCAGCGUCGCCAAGAGGCUGAGGGGCACUCCGGAGAGGAUUGAGCUGGAGAACUACCGGAGGUCUGUGAAGCGGGCAGAGGAGCUGGAGGAGGUGCCAGAGGAGACACAGGCCGAGCACAACCUGAGCAGCGUGCUGGACAAGGGCACCGAGGAGGACGUGGCCAGCAGCAGUUCUGAGUCAGAGAUGGAAGAAGAGGAGGAAGAAGAGGAGGAGGAGGACCAGCUGCCCACCUCGGACCUGGGCGGUGUUCCUUGGAAGGAGGCGGUGCGGAUCCACGCCCUUCUGAAAGGAAGGAGUGAAGAAGAGCUGGAGGCCUCCAAGAGCUUCGAGCCUGGGGAAGAGGAGGAGGAGGAUGAAGAAGAAGAAUAUGAAGAAGAGGAGGAGGAGGAAGAGGAACCAUCCAGUGAAGCUGGGAACCACAGGCUACAGCAGAUCAUAAAUCCAGCGGAUCCCUUGGCGAUCCAGGCCGAUGUGCACUGGACACACAUUCGUGAGAAAGAGGAGGAGGAGAGGAUGGUCCUGACCUCCGAGUCCUCCACUUCUAGAGUCCCGUUGGACGAGGAUGACCUGGAGGAAGAUGAGGACUCAGAACCGGCUGAGAUAGAAGGGGAGGCGGCAGAGAAUGGGGACCCAGGGGACACUGGCGCCGAGCUGGAUGAUGAUCAGCACUGGUCUGAUGACAUCCCAUCAGAUACCGAAACAGAGCUUCGUUUGCGGCGCCAGGCUGAACUGGAAGCAGACCUGGAGCUGAGGGUGUCAGAAAACGAGGAGGAGGAACCAUCUGCUUUACCAAAAGGGCAAGAGAGAGGUCCCUCCCAGGCCUCCAGCCCCAUCCAGACCCCUCAGGAACAAGCUGUUCUCUUCACCCCAGCCCACAGCCCCACAAUGGAGAUGAAGGGAGCCCAGAUCCCACUUCCCUCCGUCACCACCAAAGUGAAAUCCCCUGAAGAGCGCAUCUUCCCUGAACCUGUGCUCCCCCAAGAGAAGCCCAAAGCUGACUCCCCCGUGAAUCAGAAAGCUGCCUACUCUCCCAUCCGAUCACAGCCAGUGGCUCUGCCGGAAGCCAGGACACCUACCUCACCAGUCAGCUCACAGCUCUUGUCACCCGGAGCCCCCUCUGCACCGCCCUCCACUCAGCUCCCCAUUUGCUCCCAGCCUCAGCCUUCCUCAGAGACCACCAUCCCAUCCCCCACUGAAUCCCCCAUUCGCUUCCAACCUGUCCCAGCAAAAGCAUCCACCCCUCUGGUCCCCCUCCCCAUGCAGAGCCAAGGUGACCCCAAGGACAAGCUGGGCAGCCCUCUUGUAGUGGAGGAGGCUCUGAAGCGGAGUGACCUGGUGGAGGAGUUCUGGAUGAAGAGCGCCGAGAUCCGCCGCAGCCUGGGGCUCACACCUGUGCAGCGGGACAAGGGGCCCGAGCCCGCCUUCCCUUCACCUGCCAUCAAACCACUGUCCCUAAAAUCCUACUCAGUUGAGAAGUCCCCUCAGGACGAGGGGCUCCAUCUUCUGAAACCUCCAUCUGUUCCCAAAAGGCUGGGCCUGCCAAAGUCUGACGGUGAGCAGCUCUCCCUGCUGACUCCCAAGUCACCGCCUGACAGAGAACUGAGAAGCUCCCAAGAGGAGCGCAGGGACCUGUCCAGCAGCUCUGGCCUGGGCCUCCACGGCAGUUCCUCCAACAUGAAGACCUUGGGCAGCCAGAGUUUCAACACCUCGGACUCCACCAUGCUCACUCGCUGGGCCUGCCAAAGUCUGACGCCUGACGAGGAGCCCGCCACCCUUCGAAGGAAGCCGGAGCACAGGGAGGCCGAGCCCCAGGCCUCCGUCAUCCCACCUCCCCCACCCACCUUCAUGCGGCCCCCUCGAGAGCCUGCCCAGCCCCCCAGGGAGGAGGUGCGGAAGUCGUUUGUGGAGAGUGUAGAGGAGAUCCCCUAUGCUGAUGACGUGGAGGACACGUACGAUGACAAGACCGAGGAUUCCAGUCUGCAGGAUAAAUUCUUCACGCCCCCCUCCUGCUGGUCCCGCCCAGAAAAGCCCCUCCACCCGCCCCCAGCCAAGGAGAAUGGGAGGCUGCCUGCUCUGGAGGGCAGCAUUCAGCUGCAGAAGAGGGGGCUGCCCUGGGUCUCCCCAGAAGCCAAGGAGCUGGCCGAGGAGCGCAUGAGAGCCCGGGAGAAGUCUGUGAAGAGCCAGGCUCUGAGAGAUGCCAUGGCCAAGCAGCUGAGCCGCAUGCAGGAGAUGGAGAUGGCAUCCGGGGCUUCCAGGUCCCGCAGGGUGUCCUCAGUGCCCUCCCAGGGCAAAGAACACAAGUCUCCCAAAUGCCCAGGUCUCAGAGGCUUUGAGGAGCCCACCCUGAAGCAUGAAGCCACCAGUGAGGAGGUCCUGUCUCCUCCCUCGGACUCAGGGGGCCCGGAUGGUUCUGUUACCUCCUCCGAGGGCUCCAGUGGGAAGAGCAAAAAGAGGUCGUCCCUCUUCUCUCCCCGCAGAAACAAAAAAGAGAAGAAGUCCAAAGGGGAGAGCCGGCCCCCAGAGAAAGCCAGCCCCAGCCUCCUGGAUGAGGUGGCUGCCAAGCCCAAGUCAUUGUGGAAGUCCGUCUUCUCUGGGUACAAGAAGGACAAGAAGAAGAAGGGCGAUGAAAAGUCCUGCUCCAGCACUGCAUCCAGCGGUGCCACCGUGGACUCCGGCAGGCACAGGAUGUCUCCUAUCGUGAGAGCAGAGCUGCAGCUACGGCGCCAGCUGAGUUUCUCAGAGGACUCGGACCUUUCCAGCGACGACAUCCUCGAGAGGACCUCUCAGAAGUCUAAACGAGAGCCAAGAACCUACACAGAGGAGGAGCUGAAUGCCAAGCUGACCCGGCGUGUGCAAAAGGCGGCUCGGAGACAGGCCAAGCAGGAGGAGCUCAAGCGGCUGCACCGAGCCCAGAUCAUCCAACGGCAGCUGGAGCAGGUUGAAGAAAAGCAGAGGCAGCUGGAGGAGAGAGGAGUUGCAGUAGAGAAGGCACUCCGGGGAGAAGCAGGCAUGGGCAAGAAGGAUGACCCCAAGCUGAUGCAGGAGUGGUUCAAGCUGGUGCAAGAGAAAAAUGCUAUGGUGCGCUACGAGUCGGAGCUGAUGAUUUUUGCCCGGGAGCUGGAGCUAGAGGACCGACAGAGCCGACUGCAGCAGGAGCUGCGGGAGCGCAUGGCGGUGGAAGAUCACCUGAAGACAGAGGAGGAGCUGUCAGAGGAGAAGAAGAUCCUGAACGAGAUGCUGGAAGUGGUAGAACAGAGAGACUCCCUGGUGGCCCUGCUGGAGGAGCAACGGCUCCGGGAAAAAGAAGAGGACAAGGACCUGGAAGCCGCCAUGCUGUCGAAGGGCUUCAGCCUGAACUGGUCCUGAACUCUCGCACGUGCACUGGCUUGUGUGUUGGCACCUGCCCGCCAGCCUACUUUCUCCCAAGCCCCCGGAUCCAGCAUCCAAGGGGGUUGGCACUGCCUGGGAGUCUACACUCAGAGGGCCGUGUUCUUGUGUGCCGUGGGGAAGCCCCAGGCUACGGUAAUUAUCUGAGGUGACUCCGCCUCCUGGGAAGAGGCCCAUUGGGACUUCCCACUUGAGAGGGGGAAACUGCACGGUCUCAAAGGGUGGCGCACCUUCCUUUUGCUGACACAUUUGGUAGGGGAAGGAAACUGCUCCCUCUCUUCAAAGCCACCACAGCCACGGAGAGCACCCCGCAGAGCAGGGCAGCUGUUGUCUUCACACUCCCUGAAGCACCACCAAAGAAAGGAAAAGACACCCCGCAAAAGCAAGUCCUAGAGACCCACAGGAGAGCCAAGGCCAGCUACACAGUGCCCAAGCCAGCAUCGCAGGGGAAGCUGAGGGGUGGCAGGCUCUGAAUUCAUUAUGCAAGUUAAGAGGAUGCAGAAGAGGGCACCCCUAGCCCCGUACCGCACAUGGGGCCUCUAGUGGCCAAACACCCCAGGCCUCUGCUCUCACUGGUCGCAGCCUGAGGCCUAUGGAUUGCUGCAUUUUGCUUUUAGUUCACAACCAUUUUGACACUGGAAAGUACUGGUUUUGGGGGCUUGGGGAGGUCCUAACGUCAAGCCCCCUGCUGACAGACAGGCAUUUUCAGUGUUCAGCACUUCUGGGGCAGGAGGUCACCUUCUCCCUGGUGUUCUUCCUGCAUUUGCACAUUGAAAAGAAGCUGACAGCCUGGUGAGAUGUUCAGCCACUUCGGACCCUUUCGUCAAUUAACUUAUUUUUUUAAUACUUGAAAAGAAGCAACUUCAUUUUUAUAUCCUUAAUAGAGACACUGAUCGUCUGGCCACCUGCGUGUAGGAGUGAGAGAGGUCUCUGCAGGAGGUCUCCCACACACAGCCUGAUUCGAGACUGACUGAAUGCUUGUUACAUGCACUUAUUUAUUAGCUUCUCCAUAAUGUUACUGACCUGGUUGGCAUCAGGGAGUAGCUUGAGGCCCUCUGGGCCCUUGCUCACAGCUUUUCUGUCCCCUCCAAUACCUGUCGCCCGCCCCACCCACCAGCACCCCCUUCUAUGACACUGGGCCUCUACGUCUGAAUCAUUUGCUUGUCAGAGAUGCAUCUCAGCACUGCUGAGAUGUAGAGACGCCACUCUACACCCUCCAUGGCGGGAUGUUUCUCUUGGUUUUGGUGCCAGGACACCACCAUCCUCUGCAGGUGUGUUAAAGCUUGGGCAUUAAGCCCACUUCGACUGGCAAGACCAUGUAGGGUGGGACCAUGGACUCAAUCUGGCCCAAGGGUCAGACAGACUGGAGCGUGGGUGCUGCCCCAGGCAUUGGAUGUAGGCUGUUCCAAGACAAACAGGGAUGAAUCAAGCCCUGUCUUCCCUAGGAUCUCCUGGGGCAGCAAGGGCUAAAAAGAACCGUGUAAUCAGCUCCAUAUGCCAAACUUCAUUCUCACGGUUCUGCCGGAGGCUGGCUGUAUACAGCUUAUCUAAGCCACUGACUGAGAAAACGGGCAGAGAAGUGGGUGCUUGCUUGUCUGUCACAGGAGUCUGUACACCGUCAGCCCAGGGGUGUCAGUGUCAGGCCCAUCCAGGAGGGGGCACUGUGGUCACCCCUGGUGGGGAUGGGCCAGGAGACCGUGCUGACCUGGACUCUCUCCAUGGAAUCACACUGUGCCUCAACUUGAACAUUCAUCUAACUACGAAGGAGCAAAGAACCUUACUCUUCACUUUGUCUAAAAGCUGCCAUCUGUCCUGUGGAAACCUAGAUGUGCUGCUGCAAACCAGCGCAGCUCUGACUUCCUAGUGUCCUGUUUUCCAAUGAGACAGUCUCCAUUUUUAGUUUCUUUUCCUAAAGGGGGAGAGGAAAGUAUUCUCCAUUCCAUCUUCAAACCCCCAUCUCCCACGAAACACUGGACUGGGGAUAUGACCUUCAUUGCCUGUGUGGCCUUUUCCCUUAUUCUCUCCCCCUCCUACAAGCCCAGCAGAGAUGCCUCUGUCCCCAUUGUUCCCCUAACCCCCAGAUCAAGGAAGCAGUUUCCAGAGUGACCGCAGCGAUAGUGCUGUGCUUCAUGUGGCCUCACGUAGCAGAAGGGCCAGGUUUCCUCAGCCUCUUGCUGCUGCCCAGCCCUAGUCAGCCUUGACAUCGCUACUUCUUUCCAAAGCACAUGCUGCUGCCUGCAGUCACUUUCAAGGGGGCCAAAGAGUGCAGAGAGGCCUUUUAAACACCAGCCAGCCAGGUGUCCCCCAGCUCUCCGCUCCCAACAGUGUUAGGACUUCAGGUUCUCAGAGAACACUUAUUUUUAAAGCUUCCAGUUUAUAACCACUAGUUGAUUUCAGUACUCUGGUGACUUGCUACAUGAAAUGUUUUCCAGCUCUGGAAAUGCACACAGCUCCAGCCAAGUUCUCCUCCCAAGAAUUAAGUUUGUCUCUGAAGGCAGGGAAGUAGAGCCUGUAUACCAUAAACACACAUAGAAAAGCCAGAGUCCCCUGGAGUGAGCCUGGGCACAAGGCUGAGUGCAGUGGAGACCCACAGUCAGCGCUUCUGGGGGACAGGCAGAAGCAGCUUCCGUGCCCAAGGCUGAGGCCGAGCAGCAGCUCCACAUAAGAUUCUAACCCUGCUCAGUUGAUAUCUUUGGGCCUUUGCCCCCAACUGCCUCCCCAAGCUGAUUUUUGACCAGCAGUGCAAGGAGAGAAUUUGAUAAAAAGUUGAGGGUCUGGGAGUGUAGCUCAGUGAUAGAGUGUAUGCUUAGCAUGCGCAAGGCUCUCUGGGUUCCAUCCCAACACUACAAAAAAAAAAAAAAAGUGGUAACAUGAACAUCCCACCCACAAAGGAGAAUUGUCCAUUUUAUGCGCAAUAAAAUUUUUUAAAGAAA
This is a messenger RNA of Fukomys damarensis (Damara mole-rat), 9397 nucleotides long. It is a transcript of the gene Mical3, whose product is annotated as microtubule associated monooxygenase, calponin and LIM domain containing 3. Gene Ontology annotation, molecular function: FAD binding; protein binding. The coding region runs from base 441 to 6443 and encodes 2000 amino acids. The record is from RefSeq and is a predicted model, not a curated record. The transcript has 33 exons. NCBI's taxonomy places the organism in Eukaryota, Metazoa, Chordata, Mammalia, Rodentia, Bathyergidae.